Messenger RNA from Umbelopsis ramanniana AG, 2856 nucleotides. RefSeq lists its product as uncharacterized. The transcript is spliced from 4 exons. Lineage: Eukaryota; Fungi; Mucoromycota; Umbelopsidomycetes; Umbelopsidales; Umbelopsidaceae. The coding region runs from base 134 to 2704 and encodes 856 amino acids. Gene Ontology annotation, molecular function: protein binding; guanyl-nucleotide exchange factor activity. The record is from RefSeq and is a predicted model, not a curated record. Gene Ontology annotation, cellular component: mating projection tip; cytoplasm; nucleus. Gene Ontology annotation, biological process: septin ring organization; establishment of cell polarity.
UUAACAUUUGCGCUAAAAUUAUAUCUCAAAGUGACCAUCUGUCCUCCCUAAUACGAAAGGUUCUCUUCCUUUUCAACCUAUUACCCUCACUCCUUCUUUGUGUUGUAUUGUAUUGUGUCUCUAGAGCCUCACCAUGGCUCAACAGAUCGAACUACCGUCUCAGAUUACCACACAUUCCAACAAACCCGCCUCUCUUUAUCACACAUGCUUAACGGUCCUUGAUACAUUAGCCUGUGUUCCUGGUUUCGACAAUUUUAUGAAUCAGGAUGUUACCACUCCGACAUCACUUACUAUCCCUUCUCCUUCACCAACCACUGAUCCUGUUUCGAAGCUGUGGAACAUAUGUCGAAAGGGUUCAAGUCUAUGUUUUUUAUUCAACACUUUACGUCCCCAUACACCUGUCAAGGUCAACGAAGACGCCUCCCUUACAUCGGCCAAUGCGUGCAAGGCCAAUGUAUACCAUUUUAUCGUUGGCUGUCAGAAAGAACUUCAUUUCUCAGACGAAGAUCUCUUUACGAUAUGCGAUCUUACACAAGAUGACACCAAUGGCUUUGUGAAGGUCGUCCAUACGGUCAGUACUAUCUUGGAUAUGAUGCAAAAGGAAAACAUCAUCAAAGUGCAAUCCUCCAAGCGUAUGUCAGAUCCGCCAGCUACACUCACCAGCGCGAGAGCCAAGAGAGUGAACGAACUGGUAGAAACAGAGAGGAAAUUUGUUCAGGACUUGGAAGCUCUGCAGGACUACAUGCGCGAAAUCCAAACUCAGAAAAUUUUGCCUCCCGAUACCAUUCAUUACCUGUUUUCCAACUUGAAUGCCUUGGUGGAUUUUCAACGCAAGUUCUUGAUUAAACUUGAAGAGAUAGCAGAGCAAAAGCAGGAAGAACAAAGGUUUGGACACCUGUUCAUCCAGAUGGAAAGUCUCUUCUCAGUCUAUGAUGUUUUUUGCGCCAAUUAUCCACUGGCUCAAGAUUUGGUCAUUCAGGAGACACCGAAACUACAGAAAUUAGUGGAUGUCGCCAACCCUACCUAUGAGCUACAAUCUUUGCUCAUUAAGCCUGUUCAAAGGCUAUGCAGAUACCCGUUGUUGAUGGAAAAGUUGGUCGAAGAUACUGACCCUUCAUGGCCAUAUUAUACUGAAAUGAGAGAGGGGCUUGAAGCAACAUCAAGAGCGGCCAGCCGUGUCAACGAAGUCAGUCGUAGAAUCGAAAACCAGAAAUGUUUAGAAGAUCUGAAGCGCCGCGUCGACGACUGGAGAGGUUUAUCCGUAGACCAGUUUGGAAGUCUCCUUUUGGAAGGAAAAUUCAUCAUGUCCAGUAAUGAUGCUGAAAAGGAGCUGCUGGUAUAUUUAUUUGACAAAAUCUUGAUCAUUUGCAAAGAGAUGAAAGAAGGUACAAAAAGUCGUCUCCCUAAAACUAAUGCUAUUGGCAUUAGUAAGAAGAAGAGGAGAGCCAGCCUAUUGCUCAAAGGAAAGAUUUUCGUUUCUUUCAUCAUCAAGGUGGUCAACACAAGUAGUGAUGGGGUUUACUCACUCAAAAUCUUCUGGCAAAAUAAUGAUGUCGAAUCCUUUUCGUUAAAAUGCCCUAACGAAGAGCAUUUGCAGCGCUGGGAAACAACUCUCAACACUGUGUUAGGCGAAACCAGAAAGCCUCCAACCGCUGACAAUGGAUUUGACAUCAAGCAGUAUUCCACAAACUGGCAGUUAUCUGGAAAUGGACAAUCGAUCAACACAGUACCAGGAUCCCACGAUGACGACCACGAUGCUGUCAUUGACGAAAACGAUGACGAGGAAGACUAUGAAGGCGAAGGAGAGGAAGCACUGGAUUCACAAUAUAGGAUGCGUAGUGGAUCAACCUUCAAUGACGGAGAGUAUGGUCGAUAUUAUAACAGUAAGCAUCGUGCAACUGGUGGCAUGGCAGGAGUCGCUGGAGCUGUCCCUAUGCGCCAUUAUCCUACCGCACCUGGUAUGACAUUGCCACCGCUCCCAAGAUCCACAUUUUCGCUUCCCAGUACGUCAACACCAACAAGCCAAACGGAUUAUAACCGUUAUCCUGCAUCACCGCCUCCGUCUACACCGUCAUCGCCUACCUCCUCAGCUAGAGGAUCGGCUGGUAGCUCAAGUGCUAUAAGUGUCUGGCAACGCAGGAACAACGACUCUCCUCUCACUGACACGGUCGCCAAGUUCAUGAUUGGCGAUGACCUUCCUACCCCCACUGAGGAGCACAGAUCUUACACAACCGUUCCUAUAGGGAGGACGCAGUCUCAAACGCCCAACGGUGUCAAGAAAAAUAGUCAAUAUGGGCCACCUCACAGUAUUCAAAUGCGUUCAAGAUCGAAAAGCAGUCCUGAUGUACAUAAGAACCGAAAUUCAUGGGGACAAAACAUGGAUCGCGAUCAAUACGGGUUACCAACAACAAGGGUUCCACCAUUCAACAGUGAUGUUUUAGCCAAUCAAGUCAAAAUCAAAUUGAAUUACCCGGAUGGUAUUUAUGUGAUCCGAGUUGAACCUGACAUAAAAUAUAGGGACUUGCUUGAGCGAGUUUCCCGCAAGAUCGGUCCUCUGCGCCCUAUGAGCUCUCCAGAUACACUUCGACUAAAGUACCAGGACGAAGAAGGUGAUCUGAUCACUAUCAAUUCCGAUGAAGAUGUUCAGAUGGGUAUCGAAGCAAAGGGCAGUGCAAACACUGUCAAUCUCUUUGUCAGCUGCUAGAGCAUCUUCUAUUUGUCAUCAACAACUACAUACCCUCAUUGCCCAUAUACAUGCCGCCCAUAGACGCUCAAGCUUAUCACCCCCAACACACUCUUUACAACACCAAGCAUUCCCUUUUGUUCCUCUAGACGAGAUGACUAUUGCCCACUGCU